AUGAUUAAUAUGAUACCAUUAUUAUGUGCUGGAUGUCAUCAACCAAUUUGGGAUCCAUAUUUAUUAUCGAUCGAUCAAAAUACAUGGCAUGAACAAUGUGUUACAUGUUCAGUGUGUCACUGUUUAUUACAUGAUAAAUGUUUAGUACGUAAUAAAAAGUUAUACUGUCGAAGUGAUUAUAUUAAGCAAUUUGGAAUUCGUUGUAAAGGUUGUAAUCAUUUAAUUCAAUCCGGUGACUCUGUCUUAAGGUUAUACACAUAUAAAACUAUGAAAUCUACAUCAAUGCAGAAUUAUUUCAUGAAAAAACAAAACACACUUGAAUUUCAAUCAACUGAUGUCAAGUCGACGAAUGUUACUAAUACCAGUGUUUUAUCUUCAACAAACAAAUAUGAAUUAAAUCUUACCGAUGAAGAUGAUGUUGAUACUAAAAAAGAUUCAUUCAAUUUAUCCGUACUGAUUCAUUAUUUUCAUGUAGAUUGUUUUAAAUGCUGUGAUUGUAAUCGGUUACUGACUCCUGGAGAAGAGUAUACAAUAAAAAAUUGUAUGCCAUUAUGUAUUAUGGAUUAUGAGAAAUAUUUACUUGAUAAAGAAUCACAACAGAUUUGUACAAAAUUACAAGAAUCAUUUAUACAACAAUCAUUACAAUUUGAAAAGUAUACACAAGACAACAGUAUGGAUGGAAAUAAUGAAAAUAACCGAAUACACGAACAACAGCAACAACAACAAGAAGGAUAUUUCAAUGAAGAAUCAAAUGAUACCGAUGUAAACUGUGAAGAAUCUAGUCGGCUAAUGACACUUGAAAUAAAGUCCGAUAUUGGAAACUAUGAAAAAUCAACUAAUACUAACACAGAUACAAGUUUAUUAAAUGAUUCAGUACUUUUAUCCGAUAUCAAUAUAUCUGCGCCGAAUUCAAGUGAUGAUUCAAGUAAAGAUGCAGACAGAAUGGACGAUGACGAAUUAUAUGAAAUGGAUAGUGAUUCUGAAUCGGGGAAAAAUUCUAAAAGACCACGAACAAUCUUAACAGCCAAUCAACGUCGUAGAUUCAAAGCUGUAUUUGAAUUCAAUCCAAAACCAACACGUAAGAUACGUGAAGCCUUAGCCACAGAAACUGGUUUAAAUAUUCGUGUUGUACAAGUUUGGUUUCAGAAUCAACGUGCAAAAAUUAAAAAAUUAGCUCGUCGGCAUGCUCAGGAAUCUCGACAGCAGUUAAAUCGUACAAUGUUAUUAAAUAAUCCUAUAAUGAAUAAUGAAUCAAUGAUUAGAAUUCAAUCUCCAAAUUCUAUGUUAUUUAAUCUAAGAAAUCCUGCUAUCUCAGAUAUACGUUACUUAUACAACACAGUCGAGAACUGUCCAGAUAUACAGUCACUUCAAAAUAAUCCAAUAAAUGAAAAUGAUCCAGUUGAAAAUCUAAACAAAAGAAUGACCUCUUUAACCACUCCUUGUUCAUCAACAAUUAUUCAUGUACCACAAACAAAUCGAAUGGAAAAUCCAUAUACUGCUAACCUUCCAUUUAUUUCAACAACUGACAAGGUGAUAGAAAAAUCAUCUUUACCAUUUUCAACACAUGAAUUAUUUCCUUGUAUAAAUUCACUUUGCACAAAUUCAAAAUCCAAUUCAUUUCUGUCUGAAGUAGUCACAUUCACUCCAAUAACUUCAUCUGAUCUUGUGAUCAGUAAUAAUAAUAAUAAUAAUAACACUAACACUAACAGUAAUAAUAAUAAUAAUAAUAAUAAUGAUAAUAGUACUAAUAAUAAUGACAGUAUUCAUAACAACAAUAAUCCUAAUGUGGACAACAGCAGUACUACAAAAUGUUCAUCCAUAUUUGAUACAUCAAUCAAUAAACUGUAUUCUAUGCACCAAUCUUACUUCAUGUAA
Schistosoma turkestanicum is the source of this 1875-nucleotide messenger RNA. The record is from the annotation of a GenBank genome assembly. NCBI's taxonomy places the organism in Eukaryota, Metazoa, Platyhelminthes, Trematoda, Strigeidida, Schistosomatidae.